This is a messenger RNA of Chenopodium quinoa (quinoa), 1338 nucleotides long. Its product is annotated as 40S ribosomal protein S23-2. Gene Ontology annotation, biological process: translation. The record is from RefSeq and is a predicted model, not a curated record. Bases 236 to 487 code for a protein of 83 amino acids. NCBI's taxonomy places the organism in Eukaryota, Viridiplantae, Streptophyta, Magnoliopsida, Caryophyllales, Amaranthaceae. Gene Ontology annotation, cellular component: cytosolic small ribosomal subunit; ribosome. The transcript has 2 exons. Gene Ontology annotation, molecular function: structural constituent of ribosome.
UGUUUUUUUUUUUGGUUUUUUUUAGUUUAAAGUUUAGGGUUUAAUAAAAUCAGAAGAGCAGAGAAAGUAGUGAUUAGAUUGUAAACAUCUAGUAGUCUAGUGUUUAUCUAGUACUUUGCAUUGACCUUUGGCAUGGCUUCAAAUUGAAUAGUUAAUUUUAUGCAUUCGGAUGCAUAAAUUCUAUGUUAUUAGUCAUUAUAUAAGCGUUGUUGCAUAAACUUAUCAUUGCAGAAAAAUGCCCAACUCUGCUAUCAGAAAAUGUGCUCGUGUGCAGUUGAUUAAGAAUGGAAAAAAGAUUGCUGCUUUCGUGCCCAAUGAUGGUUGUUUGAACUUCAUUGAGGAAAAUGAUGAGGUGUUGAUUGCUGGAUUUGGUCGUAAAGGACAUGCUGUGGGAGAUAUUCCUGGAGUCCGAUUUAAGGUUGUCAAGGUUGCUGGUGUCUCUCUUCUAGCUCUGUUCAAGGAAAAGAAGGAAAAACCCAGGUCCUAGGUUAAGGUUGUUGGUUUUGUCUUAAAUUUUGCCUACUCAAAUGAACUUGUACCGUCUUGAAAUGAAUACUGAGCAUCCUUAAAAAGAGACACCCUCCCUACUUUGUUUUGUGCUCUAUCCGUGUCUAUUCAAGAUGAUUUUCUAUACUCUUAGUUAUUUGCUUAUAUUUUCAAUUGGUUUAUUUACUUCUCUUAACGAUGUCAUGAAAAUUUCCGGAAUUUAUGUUAACAAGAUCAGCUUUUUAAUGAUCUUGCAUUUAUAAAAAAAAAAGGUCUUUGGAUCUCCUAAAAACUGCUUUAAAACACAACAAUUAACCAUUCAUUCAUUCUCAAAGAUGAUGCUUAACUAGGCAUUUGUAUUCAGGUAUGCUUCAUGGAGUGUUAUGAAAGCAACUGCACUUAUAUUAUUAAUAUAUAUUAGCUCACUUGAUUGAAUUUUUUGGUGAACAUUUCUUGCAGAAUAUUCCUCAGAAGUUCAUGGAGUGUUUCAAGGAGAAACUCUCCCCGUGGUGUACACUUAUAGCGCCAAGUAAACACAAAUGGAAAAUCAGACUCUCGAGUACAUAUGAUGAAAGGCCAUUUGUGUUUACAGAUGGAUGGAAACAGUUUGUUCGUGACAAUGGAGUGGAAACAAAAGUACUUCAUAUCGAAUAGGCGGGAUCUUAAACCUGGAGAAAAGAAAAGGGCUUCCAAGAUGGCAGAGUGUUAUAGGCGCAGCAUGAAGGAUAAUAAGAGAGUGUUUCCUGUGUUUCAGAUAGCCAAAAGUACUUCAUAUCGAAUUUAUGUUUUUUUUUUGGUAUUUUUGGUGUUUGAGAAUUGGGACUUUAUACUUUUAUAGACUUUAUGUAGUUU